Melampsora larici-populina 98AG31 is the source of this 1716-nucleotide messenger RNA. RefSeq lists its product as uncharacterized. The coding region runs from base 227 to 1093 and encodes 288 amino acids. The transcript is spliced from 5 exons. Gene Ontology annotation, biological process: regulation of cyclin-dependent protein serine/threonine kinase activity. NCBI's taxonomy places the organism in Eukaryota, Fungi, Basidiomycota, Pucciniomycetes, Pucciniales, Melampsoraceae. Gene Ontology annotation, cellular component: cyclin-dependent protein kinase holoenzyme complex; nucleus. Gene Ontology annotation, molecular function: protein kinase binding; cyclin-dependent protein serine/threonine kinase regulator activity. The record is from RefSeq and is a predicted model, not a curated record.
UUUGGUUCUUCUCUUCUUGCCCUUUCUCAUUUCUUUUCUCCUCAGAGCUAUCGAAGGACUCUCAGAAUAUAUUAUUCUUGAUAUAUCUUAAACAUCUCUUAGAGAAAUAACCCAUCUCGAGAUCUCAACCUCUUCUUUCCAAAUCCGAGUUUCUCAGUAAAUUUCGUUUCCAAUCACGGCAAUUCUUUCACGUAGCUGUAUACAUAUCAAAACGAACUCUCACAACAUGUCAUCUUCAACUUCUACCUCUACCGCUUCUGCUACCAACUCUACCACCACCACUGCUCCCACCACUUCCUCUGGAACUGACCAAUACUAUGGUUAUGGUCGUCUUGCCCAAUUUUCGGCUAAGGUCAUCACUUUUCUCUUCCCUCGUGUCACUAAACCUACAACGGAAGGAGAGGGAUCGGAAGAAGCAAACAACAAUGCUAAAGUGGAUCAGCCUGAUACGAAGAGUGGAGAAGCAGAGGAAAAAAUACCUUGCUUGGUUGAAUUCAUUGCCUAUGCGUUGUUUCGGACCAGGUUGUCCGAAGAAGCUAUCUAUGGGGCUUUAAUCCUCUUGACUCGACUCAAGAGCUUUUACCCUGGUGCCAAAGGUACUGCCACCAGUCCUCAUCGACUGUUUAUCACCUCCCUCAUGUUAUCCUCCAAAAUGUCUAUGGAUGAUACAUACUCGAACAAAUCAUGGGCAAUCGUUGCACAAAACUUAUUCGGUCUUGAGGAAUUAAACCGCAUGGAACGAGAGCUCUUUGGGUUUUUGAAGAUGAAAUGUUUGGUGACUCCAGAGGAAUUGAACGAUUGGUGUGAUGCUUGGUCUAUUGAUUCACCAUCUGGUCAUCAAUAUGACGAUGAGGAAAGAAGAGAGAAGAAGAAACAAAAGUCUUCAAGUGAAGCUGAAGAUUCGGCUUCGUCUCAUUCGGUUUCGUCUCAUUCGGCUCCUUCGAUUGGUGCACCGGCUACUCCAUCUUCAUUUGAUGAAGAUGAACAGAACAAUAGUGGAUGGUCUUCGGAUGAUCCACAUGCUGAUAGUAGUUCGGUUUAUCCUCCUUCAUCAUCACCGGCUCCUAGUAACGCUAGUUCGAGUGACCAAUAACCAACUCGUCUCUUUUUUUUCUUCAUCUUUCUUGAAUUCUUUCAUCCUUCUUGUAUAAUUGUGUCACUAUAGUGUUGAUCUUCUUUUAUCGGACGCUUUUUUUUAUUCUGAUCACCUAUUAUGUAAGCCGAUUUGAGCAAGGUGUUGUCUCAAAUAAUUUAAAUUGAUUUCUUUUUUUACUCUAUGAUAUCUCAAGUGCGGAGUUUAUGUGUUCCUUUAUCAUCUUUUCUCUUCUUCUUUUUUUCUCUUCAAUUUUACCUUUUCGUAUUUUCUUGUGAUGUUUUUUUAUGAUUUGAUUUAUUUAUUUUAUUCUCCUCACCUUAAAUUUAUUUAUUUCUUGUGUGAUGGUGGACUGGGUGGGGGACGGGACAUUUCUUCUUUCUUCUUUUUUCAUUUCCUAUUUUUUCUCAUCAAAUUACGUGUAACAGUUUCUUUUCUUUUUUUUUUUCUUUUUUCAGAAAAGUAAACAAACUUGAUGUAUUAUGUUUGUUUUUUCAAUUUUAUAAAAAAAAAGAAUGAUAAAACAAAUAAAAAUAAGGAUAGAUACCAUCUACAGACCAAAUGCCCAUCAACAUAAAUUUGUAUCUUGACUCUUAUUGGUAAAUUUGUUCCCCUUUGUACUC